UUCCCUACACGUCAUAAAUGGCUGAUGAAGGCCUGCUGAAAACCUGCCAAGCGGCAAACACGUCAUUGAGAGAACAAAAUAUUGCUCGUGUUAUUAAUAAUUAAAAAAAAAAAUAAUAAUAAUAAUAAUAAUAAUCGAGUAUGUCCAAUGAAGGAGCAAAGAAGAAAGGUAAGGUACCUGGGGACAAAAAACCGACUAAACGGAAAGCAAAGAGGAGGGAAACUUAUGCAGUGUAUAUCUACAAAGUUUUGAAGCAGGUUCAUCCCGACACUGGUAUCUCCAGCAGGGCGAUGAGCAUCAUGAACUCGUUUGUUAAUGAUGUGUUCGAGCGCAUCGCUACAGAGGCCUCACGGCUCGCUCACUAUAACAAGAGGUCGACCAUCACGAGCAGAGAGGUGCAGACCGCAGUCCGACUGCUGCUGCCCGGAGAACUCGCCAAACACGCCGUGUCAGAGGGCACCAAGGCCGUCACCAAAUACACCAGCUCCAAGUGAUCACCUGUGAGCUGUCCAAGAGCCGGAGGAGCCUUUCAGUUUAAAAAGUCAUAUGUAAAAUGGGCCAUGUUUGCAAUCACUCGUCAAUAUUAAUAAAUGCAC
Messenger RNA from Sinocyclocheilus grahami, 596 nucleotides. RefSeq names its product H2B.K variant histone 1 (gene h2bk1). The coding region runs from base 141 to 494 and encodes 117 amino acids. Gene Ontology annotation, cellular component: nucleosome. Gene Ontology annotation, molecular function: structural constituent of chromatin; DNA binding; protein heterodimerization activity. The record is from RefSeq and is a predicted model, not a curated record. The transcript is spliced from 2 exons. Lineage: Eukaryota; Metazoa; Chordata; Actinopteri; Cypriniformes; Cyprinidae.